AAAAGGUGCUCCACGUUUAAAACGUUUAAUAUCAUAAUUCCAGGGUUUGCUCUGCUGGGUGGGCACCCCUGCUUCCUGACCUCUCAGGACAUCCACCUGGGAGUCAAUGAGAGCUGCACAGACACAGCGAGGGUUCUCUCAGGACUCUGCGAUAUCGUCUUGGCACGAGUGAACAGCCACUCCACACUGGAGGAGCUGCAUAAGGAGGCCUCCAUCCCCAUCAUUAACGGACUGUCUGACCUCUACCACCCAAUCCAGAUUCUGGCCGACUACCUCACUUUGCAGGAGCAUUAUGGGUCCCUCAGUGGUCUGACGGUGAGCUGGAUUGGAGAUGGAAACAAUAUCCUCCACUCUUUCAUGAUGUCUGCAGCUAAAUUGGGAAUUCAUCUCAAGAUUGCUACCCCGAAGGGGUAUGAACCAGACAGGAGUGUUAUUGAAGAGGCACAAAGACUCUCCAAAGAGCAUGGAACUCAGCUUCUUCUGACCUCUGACCCGAUGGAGGCUGCAAGCGGCAGCAAUGUUUUGGUCACCGACACCUGGGUCAGCAUGGGACAGGAGGAGCAGAAGACAAAGCGACUCAAGGACUUCAAAGGU
Messenger RNA from Plectropomus leopardus (leopard coralgrouper), 594 nucleotides. Lineage: Eukaryota; Metazoa; Chordata; Actinopteri; Perciformes; Serranidae. The record is from RefSeq and is a predicted model, not a curated record.